Messenger RNA from Nerophis lumbriciformis (worm pipefish), 2649 nucleotides. The record is from RefSeq and is a predicted model, not a curated record. Lineage: Eukaryota; Metazoa; Chordata; Actinopteri; Syngnathiformes; Syngnathidae.
AUGCUGCUCCUCAGCUCCCUAUCCACCGCAUUCCUGCUGCUGUUUCUUUACCCCUCUGAGCUAAAUGCACAGCAGGUGCGGCUUGCAGGUACAGGCCGCCCUGAUGAAGGGCGUCUGGAAGUGUUCCACAAUGGCGUGUGGGGCACCGUGUGUGAUGACCAGGUGGAUCUGAACCUGGCCAAUGUGGUAUGCAGACAACUCGGCUUUCAGCGUAGUCUUACUUGGGCUCACAGUACCAGGUUUGGUCAGGGGCAAGGUCAGAUCUGGUUGGACAAUGUAUACUGCAGAGGCAAUGAGCGCUCUAUCGCUGAUUGUGGCUCCAAUGGUUGGGGAGUCCAUGACUGUACCCAUUCUGAGGACCUGGGGAUCAUUUGUGCUCCGGAAAGGAGGCAAGGCUCUUCAGGAGGGGAGGCCUCUCCCUCUUCCAGAAACGAGCAGAGAGAAACCAGACCGAGGACCCCGCAACAACCAGCCCAGCCACCUGUCUCAUCUCACAAUCCCUCUCCUCACAGUCGAGGACACGAAAUCGCCCUCCAUCGCAACCCCCCAUCUUCACGCCGCAAUAGGAUCUCACCACAGGAGAACGGCCAUGAGAUACAGAUCCCACUAAGGUACAGGGGCCAGCAGGUAUCAUCACGACCGGCGCCCAGUACCACCCAAAGGCGGGAGGAGGCACCGCCAAGAGGAGCACCUUCACCCAGGCGCCAGCCCGAGAGACAGUCCAAUCAGCAGACAAAUUACGCGACCCAACCUGAAAGGCAUCAGCCAUACAGUGGGAACCAUGUCGAACCAGAUCCUGCUUAUCCAGAUAUGGGACUGGAGCCGGAUAGCCAGUACAUCCAGAAUGGUGCUAGUGUUCAACUUGAAGAGGCCCGUCUAAGAGCCGUGCUAUCCGGCAGCCGUGGCGGUCUGGUGUCUGAAGGAGUGCUGGAAGUGAAGUACGCUGGGAAAUGGCGUCAUAUGUGCAGUCAAGGCUGGGACCUCAGCAACAGCCGCGUCGUAUGCGGAAUGUUGGGAUUCCCUUCUGCUGAAGCGUUUGAUCAGAACGCCUACAGGAAACUGUGGGACUCCAAGCUAGCAGAUCCAUCAUCAAGACUGAGAUCACAGGUUACCAAGAAGGCUUACUGGGUGGAGCGGGUGCAGUGUCAGGGAGUGGAGGUCUCCUUGUCACAGUGUCAGGCCCAGUUGUCAGUCCGCAGAAGAGACGGUCCAUGCGCGGGAGGCAUGCACGCUGUAGUCCGCUGUGUUCCUGGAGCACAGUUUGCGCGCAACGGCCGAAGACAGGCAACACACCCCACGUCGAGCAACGUGCGUCUGAAGGCGGGGCCCCGUGUUGGAGAGGGUCGGGUGGAGGUUCUGAAAGAGGGCAAGUGGGGCACCGUAGCAGACCAUUUGUGGGACAUCACAGACGCGAGCGUGGUCUGCAGAGAGCUGGGCUUUGGAACUGCCAAGGAGGCUCUGACCAGGGCUCAGUUGGGAGAGGGUACCGGGCCCAUCCACAUGAACAGUGUCCAGUGCACAGGCAGAGAGAGGUCCCUAACAGAAUGUGCUUCCAAACCGGUCCCCUUGUACACCAUCAAGCAUAAUCAAGAUGCUGCUGUCCGCUGCAAUGUCCCAUACACCGGUACACAAAAUACGGUGAGACUGGCAGGAGGACGAGACAGAGCAGAGGGUCGCGUCGAGGUGUUGAUCGAGGUCGGAGGAGUGAAGCGCUGGGGUUCUGUCUGCAGCGAGAACUGGGGAAUCAACGAGGCUAUGGUGGUGUGCCGACAACUUGGUUUGGGUUUCGCCGCCAGAGCUCAUCAGGAAACUUGGUACUGGGCUAGUUCAGGCGAUGCCCGUGAUGUGAUUCUGAGUGGAACACACUGUGUCGGCUCUGAGCUCUCCAUCCAGCAAUGCCGCAAAAAUUCAAAUGUCUACUGUCCAAGAGGUGGCGACGGCAGGGCCGCUGGAGUCACCUGUGUGGAAACUGCUCCAGACCUGGUAGUAGAUGCUCAGCUGCUCCAGGAGUCGUCCUACCUGGAGGACAGACCUCUUCAUCUGCUCACCUGUGCCAAUGAGGAGAAAUGCCUCUCAUCUUCUGCUGCCAGGAUGAACUGGCCCUACGGACAUCGCCGACUGCUGCGAUUUUCCUCUCGUAUCUUGAAUGUUGGCCGUGCUGAUUUCCAACCUCGGGCAUCCAGAGAGAACUGGAUUUGGCAUCAGUGUCACAGGCACUACCACAGCAUUGAGGUGUUCACCCACUACGAUCUGCUGACCCUCAAUGGAACUAGGGUGGCUGAGGGUCACAAAGCCAGCUUCUGUCUGGAGGACACCUACUGUCCUGAUGGUAUUCAGAAGCGGUAUUCCUGCUACAACAUGGGACAACAAGGCAUCUCAAUUGGCUGCUGGGAUACUUACCGCCAUGACAUUGACUGCCAGUGGAUCGACAUCACGGAUGUGCGACCUGGUGAAUAUGUGUUCCAGGUUGAGGUCAACCCAUCUUUGGAUAUGGCUGAGUCCGAUUUCAAAAACAAUGUGAUCCGCUGCCGGUGUAAAUAUGACGGAGCGCGCGCUUACAUGUUCGGAUGCCACGCAGGUGACGCUUACAGCGCAGAUAUCGAGGACUUGUUUGACCACCAGCGUCAGAUCACCAACAAUUUCCUGUGA